Molecule: messenger RNA, 873 nt
Organism: Yarrowia lipolytica CLIB122
Lineage: Eukaryota; Fungi; Ascomycota; Dipodascomycetes; Dipodascales
Source: RefSeq, a predicted model, not a curated record
AUGAAGUUCUCUAUCGUUUCCAUGGCCCUCCUGUCCCAGGUUCUGGCCGCCCCCAUCGCUGCCGAGGCUGGCCUCGCCAAGCGAGCCGUUGUCACCGUCAAGAACACCAACGUCAUCUACGUCAAGAACGUGGUCUACGUCGACCAGAACGGCACCCCCUACAAGACCGAGGUGGUCCCCUACACCACCGAGGCCCAGAUCGAGCAGCCCACCGAGGCCCCCGCCGCCCCUGCCCCCGAGGCCCCCGCCGCUGCUCCCACUUCUGAGGCUGCUCCUGCCCCCGCCCCCUCCUCUGAGGCUCCCGCUCCCGCCCCCACCCCCGAGGCCCCCAAGUCUGCUGAGCAGCCCCUCCCCGCUCCCUCUCCUUCUCCCGCCAACUUUGCUGCCGACGAGAAGCCCGAGGCUGCCCCCUCUCCCUCUCCCGCCCCCGAGCCCACCACCUCUGAGGCUGCCCCUGCCCCCGCUCCCGAGCCCACCACCUCCGAGGCCCCCGCUCCUACCACCUCUGAGGCUGCUCCCGAGCCCUCUCCUUCCGCCCCCUCCACUGGCGGUGGAUCCGGUGACCACACCGGUGAGGCUACCUUCUACGACACCGGCAUGGGCUCUUGCGGCAUCACCAGCACCGACUCCGACUUCAUUGUUGCCCUUAACAAGGACAUGUGGCAGGCUGGUAUGAUCGACGGUAACCCCAACCACAACACCCUGUGUGGCAAGAAGCUGACUGCCCACCGAGGCGGAAAGUCUGUCACCGUGACCGUCACCGACAUGUGCCCCGGCUGUGCUUCCGGCGAUCUCGAUCUCUCUCCCGCCGCCUUCAACGCCCUGGCUUCUCCCAGCGAGGGACGAGUCGGUGUCUCUUGGUCCUGGAACUAA